Molecule: messenger RNA, 1959 nt
Organism: Chlorocebus sabaeus (green monkey)
Lineage: Eukaryota; Metazoa; Chordata; Mammalia; Primates; Cercopithecidae
Source: RefSeq, a predicted model, not a curated record
AUGUUCAAAGGUGGUGCUGGAGAUGGCUUAAGAACAGAAGUGCUAUUGAGUAGUAGCCUCUCUAGACAAGACUCACACCUGAGCCCCCAUUUUACCUUCUCCUCUGGCCCACACUUAAACCAAGGGCCAGGUAAGACCUGUGGCCCUUUGGCUCCUGAGGAGGAGCUGGUGUCUGCCUGCCACUUGGAAAAAGAAGAAGAGAAUGAAGGGGAGGAAGAGGAAGAGGAGGAGGAGGAGGAUCUGGACCCAGACCUGGAGGAGGAAGAGGAGGAAGAGAAUGAUCUUGGGGAUCCAACUGGACUUGGUGCUGUCCAUAACACCCAGAGAGCUCUGCUCAGCUCCCCUGGAGUCAAGGCCCCUGGUGUGCUGGGAAUGUCACUUGCCUCCUUGCAUUUUCUGUGGCAGACCUUGGACUACCUGUCGCCCAUCCCUUUCUGGCCUACAUUUCCCAGCACCAGCUCUCCAGCACGGCACUUUGGACCUCGGCUGCCCUCACCAGACCCAACUCUUUUCUGCAGCCUGCUGACCUCGUGGCCCCCUAGGUUCAGUCAUCUGACCCAGCUCCACCCUCAGCACCAACGGAUCUUGCAGCAGCAGCAGCAUAGUCAAACACCAAGUCCCCCAGCCAAGAAGCCUUGGUCUCAGCAGCCAGACCCCUAUGCUAACCUCAUGACCAGAAAAGAGAAGGACUGGGUGAUAAAAGUGCAGAUGGUGCAACUGCAGAGUAUAAACCCCCGCCUGGAUGAUUACUACUACCAGGAAUAUUACCAGAAGCUAGAGAAGAAGCAGGUAGACGAAGAGCUACUUGGACGAAGAAACCAGGUUGAGUCCCUCAAGCUGGUAACGCCUUACAUUCAGAAGGCAGAGGCUUAUGAGUCCGGUAGGGUCAGGGCUGGCCUGCUGACUUGGGCUGGGCAUCUGAGUGGACAAAGCGUGGGAAGAGGGAGGGAAAUGUGCCUCUUUUCUCAUGCAGUAGUCCGAAUUGAGGGUUCCCUGGGCCAGGUAGCUGUGUCGACGUGCUUCAGCCCUCGCCGAGCUAUUGAUGCUGUACCCCAUGGAACUCAAGAGCAGGAUAUAGAAGCUGCAAGCAGUCAGAGGCUUCGGGUGUUAUACCGGAUUGAGAAGAUGUUCCUUCAGUUACUAGAAAUAGAGGAGGGCUGGAAGUAUAGGCCUCCACAGCCCUGCUUUUCUGAGCAGCAAAGCGACCAGGUUGAGAAGCUCUUCCAGACCUUAAAGACCCAGGAGCAGAACAACCUGGAGGAGGCAGCAGAUGGCUUCCUGCAGGUGCUCUCUGUGAGGAAGGGGAAGGCCCUGGUGGCCCGGCUGCUCCCCUUCCUGGCCCAGGAUCAGGCUGUUACCAUUCUUUUGGCUAUCACCCACCAUCUGCCCCUCCUGGUCCGGAGGGAUGUGGCUGAUCAGGCCCUACAAAUGUUAUUCAAACCUCUGGGCAAAUGUAUCAGUCACUUGACCCUCCAUGAACUCCUCCAAGGACUUCAGGGAUUAAUGCUGUUGCCACCUGGCUCCUCAGAGCGGCCAGUCACCGUGGUGCUUCAGAAUCAGUUUGGAAUAUCUUUGCUCUAUGCCCUACUGAGUCAUGGGGAGCAGCUGGUAUCGCUGGAUUCUUCCCUAGAGGAACCCAACAGUGACCAUACAGCUUGGACAGACAUGGUGGUUCUGAUUGCCUGGGAAAUAGCCCAAAUGCCUACAGCCUCUCUGGCAGAACCCCUAGCUUUCCCCAGCAACCUACUUCCCCUGUUCUGUCACCACGUGGACAAACAAUUGGUUCAGCAGCUGGAGGCCAGGAUGGAAGGCUGGUACUGCCCCCCACAGGAAAGGAAUGGAACCGACCGGAGACAGCCGAGAGGUCUCCGCGGGAGUCACGAGGCCGAGCGUGAGCCGCUCCGUACACCGCGCAUGCCCACGACGCAAUCAGGUUCCGGCGAAAGUGCCCGGAAGUAA